AUGAAAAACUUCAUUGCAACCUUCACCACCAUCCCCAUCCUCUGGCUCUGGUGGCUCUCCAUCCUACCCAACGCGUCCUCCCUCGCAGUGAAUCACGUCUGGAACUACAACACCUCAGACCCCAGCACGUUCCUCGCAACCUGCCUCGUACUCACCAUGGCGCUCUGGAUCCUGCACCUCGUUCUCACGAUGAAAACUCGACUGGAGCCCGUCUCCCCUUCCAUCGUUUUCGGCCUCUUGUUUCACACGGUCCCCGCUCUCUGCCUCCUCGCCGCUGUUCUGAAAGCCAAGAUCGCACAGGAUAGCAAGAUGGUGUGGUUUAGUGCACUAAUGGUGUUACGGUACUGGCGCACGCUUGUUGCUAUUUUCUUCUGGACGCAAUAUCGACCUUCUAUAUACCGCUCUGGCAAUCUAAAGAAGUACACGGCAAAAGACUGUACGGUUGUAGUGGCUACCGUGGGUCCGGGCCAGAACCUCGAGCUGUUCACACGCAUGGUCGAGGGAAUCCUUGCCAACAAGCCGAAACGCGUCGUGUUUUCUACACCAGAAUCUAGUAUCUCGGAUAUUGUGCGGCCGGUUGUGCUGGGUAUCCAGAAGGUGUUUGAAGAGCGUAGGGUAGUUGGCGAGAAGAAAGAGAUGGAUGGGCACUAUGGCACUACUGAAAUUAUUGUGACAGGUGGGGCUAAUAAGAAAGAUAAGCGGACGCAGACGGCCGAGGGGAUCAAGAUGGUCGAGACGAAGAUUAUGGUCAUGGUCGAUGAUAGUGCAGUGUGGCCCCAAAAGUUCCUCGAGGCUGCGCUUCCGGCUUUUCAGGACGAUAAGGUAGGGUUUGUGGGGACACGCAAGUGGGUUGAGCGGUUGCCGCUACCCGAGUAUGAUUUCGAGCUCACCUGGUAUCAGAAUAUGGUUGCGCGGUAUCGUGCUGGUUUCUGGAAUACCAUGGGGGCGCUGUAUCUCGUACGUCACAACUUUGAGAUUCGCACUUCGAAUGCCGCUGAUGGAGGCGUCUUCUGCGUCUCUGGUCGUACCAGCUUGAUCUUGUCUCGGAUCGUCAAGGAUGAAAACUUUGUGGAGAAUUUCCUCAACGAGUACAUCUGGUCGUUUCCUAGCCUUGGUUUUGAGGGUGUUGGUCCGCUCAAGGCUGACGACGACAACUUCAUCACCCGCUGGGUCAUCAAGCACGGCAUGGACGUCAAGAUUCAGUAUACCGAAGAUGCGACCAUGGUCACUCAGCUGGGACGCAUAGAAAAUUUCAAGUUUGUGGACCAGUGCAUGCGCUGGAGCCGUACGACUAUCCGACAGAACCCGAUCGCCUUGUUCGUCGACCUGACUGUGUGGUGGAAGUGGCCCAUCUCUGUCUGGAUGGUGUACUUCCCGUGGAUGUACAACGCCACUCUCUUUUGGGAUACUCUGGCAGUCUGGACAUUUACCACUACCGCAUUCUUUCGCAACUCUUCAGUCCAGUACUACUGGUUGAGUCUUCUGAUCUCUUUCAUCUGGAUGUCGAAACUAACCAAGACGAUUCCGUGGUUCAUGCAUAGGCAGAACCGUUCAGACUUUUUCUGGUACUUCUUCCCCAUCCCGGCUUACCCUCUGUUUGCGUACGCUCACUCCAUUAUCAAGAUCUACACUGUCGCAACCUUCUGGGUCAACGACUGGGCUGGCCGCACUCGAGACGAGAAGCAGCCAGAGUUGGAUGGCAUUAAGGCCAAGUAG
Messenger RNA from Bipolaris sorokiniana ND90Pr, 1716 nucleotides. RefSeq names its product glycosyltransferase family 2 protein. The transcript has a single exon. Lineage: Eukaryota; Fungi; Ascomycota; Dothideomycetes; Pleosporales; Pleosporaceae. The record is from RefSeq and is a predicted model, not a curated record. Bases 1 to 1716 code for a protein of 571 amino acids.